Cuscuta epithymum is the source of this 3130-nucleotide messenger RNA. Lineage: Eukaryota; Viridiplantae; Streptophyta; Magnoliopsida; Solanales; Convolvulaceae. The record is from the annotation of a GenBank genome assembly.
CAAAUCGAAUGGUUCCAACUUCCAAGAGUCGACAAUAGACAUGCAUGUCUCGCCAAUAGAAUGGCCAACUAACCUCAGGAAAUCUCCCAUCAAUAUCAGAGAGUAAAGCGAAUGAAGAAGAAGACCAACAAUGGUUUUGAGUUCUGCGAUGUCUGCAAACUGAAUCACAACCAAGGCAGGAAGCACAACUAUUUCCCCAGCCACAAGAAAUCGCUGGAGGCGACGCUCUCUCGGUUCCGAUCGAAACUCGCUGACAUCCGCUUCUUCCUAAAAAACCCUACCCCUCUUCGCUCUGAACAAGCCCCUCUCAAUCGCCUCUGGUGCGUGUUCUGCCAAUUCGAUAUCCUUGAGCUCCACAGUUUCCACACCAGGUACGGUUCAAAGCAAUUCAUAGAUCGAAUUGAUGGUGAUAAGGUGAUGUUGAAGUAUUGCCGAUACUGCUUUGUUGUGAACGCUAUGAUUUAGUGAAAAUGCUAUUGCGCAUCUGGCAAGCGAGGACCAUUUGAAGAAAUUGAAAGGAUUCCUAUGGAAACACGGCGGUGCAAUGGACAAAAUAGAUUUCUACCGGAUUAAAGAGCUUGAUUUUGUUAAGUGGAAAAAACAAUGCAAAGCCUCAAAGAAGGAGGCUGUUUGUGAAGAAACUCAUGGGCCCUUAAUUGGACCGUCAAAUGAUAUCCAUAAUGAAAUGAACUCUGACUAUGUAAAUAGUUGUGCAAUAGAUAAUAUCCAUGCUGAUAACAUUGACUUUUCGAAUUGUGUUGUGCCUUUACAAAACUGUACUAAUGAGAGGUCUCAGAUAUACGAAUCAGAGUUACCAAUCACACAGGGUGGUCACAUGGGCUCAAAAUACGGGGCCAGUUCAUCCUGCAUUAAUUCAUCUAGGUAUGGGAUUGCUGGACAAUCUACACCAUCGCUUGGAACUGCAAACUUAUCUUCUCAUCCCCUCAUUAAUGGCUUUGUAUGUUACCAAUCUCUCUUUAAUGCUUUUCCUUGUUUCUCUUUCACAUGACAGGGGUUAGUUUAGUUUUUUCCUUUUGAGGUUAAUAAAUACGAAGUAUAUGAUGAUUACAUUGAUUUUUGAAUGUGUGGGCUCUACUUCCCGUCUCUUUGUGUUUAUUAGCCACUUUAUUUGACAUUCGUUUACACUAGCCAGUCGUGGUAGGGCUAUAGCCAUAAGGCCCAUAAAAGGUUUUACCCUUGCGCGGGUUUCUUUGCAACCUACUAUACCCACUCCCUAUCAUACCAAAAAAAACAACAUAAAAAAUUAAUGUUUGGUAAGCCCCGACUACCUGGGCUUACCUAUUACCAAAAAGAACCUGCCUGGUAUGGUUAUUUAUGCAAUUAUGCCAUAAAGGAUUACCCAUUCUUCAGAGGGUGUCGUCGUAUCUAUGUCCCAAAGUAAUGCUACAUCUAAUUUAAACUGCACUAUUUUUUUUUGGUUUUGCUAGCUAUUAUUAUCAUCCAUAGAUUCUACCUUUUCUUGUAGACCCCAUUUUUCAGUAUUUGAAAAGAGAGAACUUGUAAACUAAUUAACACCAUCUUUAUUCUCCUUAUAAGCUUGUCAAAAAAACAAAAUAUAUCUGACAUUAUGGGAUGAAUAUGCGCACGAUUUUUUUUUUGUGUGUUUUCCAUGUAUGCUUCAACUUGUGGGAUAACUGUUGCAACAACGUUUAAUAUGUGCUACCAUAGUUAGGCCUUGAAUGAAAGAGGUGACUGUAUAAACCAUAAUGCCAUAUACCAAUUUAAUUUUGGUAAAACCGCGUUUUUAACCAAAGAAAUGUGGCAAAUAUCGCUUGAAAAGAAAUGAUCUUGUAAAUACUGUUGUAGUUCAUAGCAGAUGGAAUAACAAGGCUAAUAAUCUGCUGCUUUAGCUCCCGUCGUUUUGCAGUUCUGGUGAUUUUCUCCUUUAGAAUUUAGUGAUGGGUUCUGUUUUCAUAUUAGUGAAUUUAUUAUCUUGGCUUGUGGCGAUAACAGGCACCCCUGAAAGAGAAAAAAGCUAAAGAGGGAACCGUUUCUUUGGGUAAACACAAAAUGCUUCUGGUCACAUAUUUUUGUCCUCGCAUAACUUUCGUUUCGUGUUCCACAUUUUUUUUCCACAUUUCGUUUUUAGUAUGUCGUUUGAUGCGGUCUACUUUGCUGUGUAUAUAUUACAAUUCCCAAAUGAUACUCCGGCACUGUUUUGGUCUUUUUAAUAUUUAAUAAAAGCUGAAAACAUUUAAAGUGUUACCUACUUUAUAUGGGAAUAUUGAUUUUUUCGGAGACUGACAGUUAUUUUACAUAAAUAAACACACACACUUUCGCCGCUUCCCUUAUGACAUAUGUCUACAUCAAACCAUUUUUUUUGUUUCGAGUGUUAUAUGAGUAUAUAUUUUGGGGGUCUACAAUUCUACAUGUGUUGUCUGUCUCACUGUCUUCUGGGUACCAACGCAUUGGAUGGUUAGACAAUAGACAUUUUUGCUCUUCUUGUUUAUGCAUAAUUGGUCUGUUUUCCUAUUAUUUUUUGGCACAACUUAUAGAAAUUUCUAUAUCAGCAGAAGAAGCCAUCAUAGGGAAUGUUCAUUCUGGAGCACCUCCUCCGUGGUUAGAUGCUUUUGAACAAAAUCAGAUGGAUUCUUUGUCAAAGUCUGGUCAAAAUGGCCUUGACUCUUUAUGUCAAAAGAGUAAAUGCUCUAAACUAAACCCAAAACGGGUUGGUGCUGCAUGGGCUGAGAAAAGAAAACUUGAGAUGGAGUUGGAGAAGAAAGGAGAACUUGUCAUGAAAAAUGCUGAUGCAAAUUGGCUUCCCAAUUUUGGAAGAGUUUGGCAAACUGGCAGCAGGAAGGAAUCUAGAAAAGAAUUUCAGAUUGAAAAAAAGUUGUCUGGGAAAAUUGAGAGCCAAUCAUCUAGUGUGAUACAAUUACAGCCUUAUAUCAGCAAACGAAUGCGCAAGGAUUUGGUGGAUAUUCCUGAGCAGCCAAGCAGUCCGGAGUAAAGCCAUAUUUAGACUACAGAGUGCAUCAUUGUAUAUAGAAGUAGUAAACCCAUGUGUUGUUCUGCUAGGGGUUGAAAUAUUACGGAUUCGUCGAGUUGGAUAUGUUAAUGCAAUGCAGCUAUGGUAUGAAAAUUUGGGUCGAUGCUAUUUGUCUGGUUA